Messenger RNA from Cuscuta campestris, 2358 nucleotides. Lineage: Eukaryota; Viridiplantae; Streptophyta; Magnoliopsida; Solanales; Convolvulaceae. The record is from the annotation of a GenBank genome assembly.
AUCCUAUGCAACUUCUUUUUUAAAAAAAAACGGAAGAUGAUAACAUAAUAAGACAAAAGUAUUUAGAUGAUGAGAGAACUUGGCAGAGUCAUGAGAAGAAGAAAAAAAAUCUUAAAAGUACUAUAGGAGUAUGUAUGGUAUAUGUUUGUGUGGCCUUUGAAGGGACAACAACGAAGAGAAAAAAAAUUCUCUAUCUCUAAAAAUGGGAGGAACAAAUCAAAGAAGAAUUCAGGGGUAGUAGAAAGUGCAGAGAUUAGGCCUCUAUUUAUAGUGGAGAGCCUUGGUAUGGAUACAAAUACAAGUGGGAAGUACUGUACAUAAUUGAUACUCAUCAAUGAGUGUCUUAAUCUACUAUUCUAGAAAUUAAUCCUGAUUAAUUGAAUAAAUGAACAAUCAUUAAUUUCAUAACAUUAUUCAAAUCUAUGAAAACAAAAUUUCUCAUAAUUGAAAAUGAGUAUUCGGCGUUAUCCAAACUUUGUUUUAAAUUUGACCGAUUGGAGUAGGACCAUGCUACACUUACACCAACAAAUAUACCCCAUUUGUACACCACAGGUUUGCACAAACAUUUCGAUGGUUUACACCGACACAAGUGUUGGUGCGUUAAUAAAAAUUCACACGAACACAAAUGUUGGUGCGUUUAACAAAAAUUAGUUUUACACCAACACAAAAUGUUAGUGCAAAACUGCGGGGUACAAAUUGGGGUACAAAUCUUGGGGUACACAUAGCAUAAUCCAUCGGAGUAUCAAUUUAGGACCAUGCUACACUUACACCAAAAAAUAUACCCCAUUUGUACACCACAAGCUUGCACAAACAUUUCGAUGGUUUACACCGACACAAGUAUUAGUGCGUUAAUAAAUAUUCACACGGACACAAAUGUUGGUGCGUUUAACAAAAAUUAGUUUUACACCAACACAAAGUGUUUAUGCAAAACUGCGGGGUACAAACCUUGGGGUACACAUAGCAUAAUCCAUCAAUUUAUAAUCAACCACUUGCCACUUUUCAACCAAGAAUCUAGAGAGAGAGAGAGAGAGGGAGGGGAUAUGGCGUUGAGGCGUGCAGCUGCAAAUGGGCUUCUUCUUCAGGCACUAUCUUAUCCUGGGAACUCCUCCUCAGCUCUCACCCGACACCUUCAUGCAUCUCCCGGCAGCAAAAAGAUCGUCGGAGUUUUCUACAAAGCUAAUGAGUAUGCUUCUCUCAACCCCAAUUUCGUCGGCUGCGCGGAGAACGCUCUCGGCAUCCGCCAUUGGUUGGAGUCCCAGGGCCACCGCUACGUCGUCACUCAUGACAAAGACGGACCCGACUCCGAGCUGGAAAAGCAUAUUCCCGAUUUGCACGUGUUGAUCACCACUCCCUUCCACCCCGCCUACGUCACUGCGGAGAGGAUUAAGAAGGCGAAGAAUCUGCAGCUCUUGCUUACCGCCGGAAUAGGCUCGGAUCACAUAGAUCUCAAUGCAGCGGCGGCCGCCGGACUCACGGUGGCGGAGGUCACCGGAAGCAACGUCGUCUCAGUUGCUGAGGAUGAACUGAUGCGGAUCCUAAUCCUGGUCAGAAAUUUCCUGCCCGGACACCAUCAGGUCAUCAAUGGAGAAUGGGAUGUUUCCAAAAUCGCUUACAGAGCUUAUGAUCUGGAGGGGAAGACUGUGGGAACCAUAGGAGCAGGUCGGAUCGGACGGCGUUUGCUUCAAAGAUUGAAGCCUUUCAACUGCAAUCUUCUCUACCACGACCGUCUUAAGAUGGAUCCUGAAUUGGAGAAGGAGAUUGGUGCCCAUUUUGAGGAAGACCUAGAUGUGAUGCUGUCCAAAUGCGACAUUAUUGUCAUAAACACCCCUCUGACAGAUAAAACCAAGGGAAUGUUUGACAAGGAGAGGAUUGGGAAGAUGAAGAAGGGAGUUUUGGUGGUGAACAAUGCUCGGGGUGCAAUCAUGGACACUCAAGCCGUUGCUGAUGCUUGUUCCACUGGACACAUUGCGGGCUACAGCGGCGACGUUUGGUACCCACAGCCAGCUCCUAAGGACCAUCCGUGGAGAUACAUGCCAAAUCAAGCCAUGACCCCCCACAUUUCUGGAACAACCAUAGAUGCACAGCUGAGGUAUGCCGCGGGGACUAAGGACAUGCUAGAAAGGUAUUUCAAGGGUGAGGAUUUCCCUGCCCAGAAUUACAUUGUCAAGGACGGAGAACUGGCAAGCCAAUACCGCUAAAUUGCUUCCUCUUUGUUGGCUGUUUUUUCAAUCUGUAAUGAUGAAACUGCAUUUUCUUUUAACAUCUGUAAUAAUGUGAGAAGAACAUUUCUCUUUUAUGGGUUCUUUCCCGUACAUUGUGAUCCUGCACUAGCAGCAGCAAUAAGAAGCUAGGUAAUCC